This is a messenger RNA of Acipenser ruthenus (sterlet), 4640 nucleotides long. RefSeq names its product E3 ubiquitin-protein ligase RNF19A-like. The record is from RefSeq and is a predicted model, not a curated record. The transcript has 9 exons. Gene Ontology annotation, biological process: positive regulation of proteasomal ubiquitin-dependent protein catabolic process; protein polyubiquitination; ubiquitin-dependent protein catabolic process. Gene Ontology annotation, cellular component: cytoplasm; ubiquitin ligase complex. Lineage: Eukaryota; Metazoa; Chordata; Actinopteri; Acipenseriformes; Acipenseridae. The coding region runs from base 1544 to 3241 and encodes 565 amino acids. Gene Ontology annotation, molecular function: ubiquitin protein ligase activity; zinc ion binding; ubiquitin conjugating enzyme binding.
UCUUAGCAGACGCCCUUAUCCAGGGCGACUUACAAUCGCAAGCAAAUACAAAAUUUAUGUGCGAUUGCAACUGGAUAUGUUGUACACUUGUAUGUCAUAUCCCCAAUCCGAUCUGAAUUCUAGUCAGCAUGUCCACACUAAUUAAUAAAGUUGCAAAGAAUGUAAAACCUGAAAGCUUAAUAGAUUUGUUCUUCUGGCACAAUGGUUAACUACACUAAUAAACCAUGCUUAAGUGUGCUGGUUUACUGUCUAUUGAGCUGAGAGUUCAUAUCUGGCACCAUAUCUAAACUCAUAAUACAUUUGCUGCAAGGUUUUGGAAUCUUUACCUGCCUUGCUCUCCUGCUGUGCUUGAUUAUAGAAUAGCAUGACCUUUAAUCUACUCCACAGUAAGGCACUUUCCUCACUCUGGCAUUCAAUAUAAAAAUACACUGACUGGCCAAAAAAAACAAAUAAUGAACUUAAUAGGUUUCAGUGGAACAUUCACAUGUUUUGCAGGUCCCUGUGAUCUACCAUGCCUUGCUUGCAACCAGAGAAUUGCUGUAUGUUGGUGGUUUUCUGCAUACAUUGCUAUUCCAGGAACACCCAUGUCUUGGUCAAUACGUUGCCAAUGCUCACAUCCACCUUCUGGAACAGGCACCCACUGCCAUGCCUGUUGUGAAGUCACUAAACAGCCUGUGUUUGUCUAGUGGAUCACACAACACCUCACAUGGCCUUUUACAUUUGCAUACUUUGCUGAUAAGGGAUUUUCUAAUUUUACUUAGAUGGCUGCUUUUUUGUCUUCAUUUUUUGACCCUCAGUGUUGAACCAUGCUGGUUGGAUUUCAUUAAGUAAUAGCUUUUGUGUACUCUAAUGCCAAAUUGAGGAUAGAUGUAUUGAUCAAAGGACAGAGUAAAGAGGCAAUCAGACAGUGGGAUUUUUGUCAGAUUGUCACUGUGAAAAUUUAGCUUUCAGUUUUAUGAUACUGUUGAUUUAAUGCGAAACACGUGUAAAAAACAAAAUUGAAAGGUCCCAUUGACAUGGCAUGUCUAUUUCUAUAGACGUCCCACGUAGAAUAUCUUCUGUGCUGGUAUUUCUAACAGCUGGGAUGAUGUGCAUGUUGUUUUAACUCAUUUUGUGAGUUCUCACCUGUCAGUCACUAGAUCAUCAUUAUUUCUUCUCCAUAUCACAGUCUGCCUACAAAGUAUUCCCACUUACUAGAUGAGGAAGCCAAAUCUUGAGAUAUCUGGAAGAGGGGUCAUGCACAGCGAUUGGAAGCAAUAAUUUAGUGGCAAUGAAUAAGGUUAAAUGUGCUGCUGUUAAUUAAGAACAAUAUCCUCCAGAUAAAAUGAAUAAGCGCUGUCUCCCACUUGCAAGGAUUACCUCAUUCUUGGAGCGUCUCCUUUUUCCGCAUUAGCCCAAUUCAAGAUGCCUCACUUCAGAGCUACAGACUGUAAUAUAGAAGCUUCAGAUGCUGUAAAAUCCUCCUAAUGCCACAAAACAUAAUUCUACCACUCCCCCUCUUUUAUGCUGAUGCCAAUCCAGCUUCCCGAACUACCGCCAGACAAUGAAGAGGCCCAAGCAGCAUCAGCAUCUAAGCUUCUUCAGUUUCUUCAGCCGGAAGCCCAAAUCCGACCCCAGACUGGACAAGGCGGCAGCCCAGGAGGACAGAGUGCCCCCCAAAGGCCGAGAUGAGAUUGCUAUCACACUGACGCCCACCGAGCAUGGAGACAGGGGUGUCGUCAGAGAAGAAAGGGGAGAAGGCGGGAUUGGUCUUUCAUCUGCUUCCUCCAGCCACGAGCAACUGCUGCCCUACCUGGAGUGCCCCCUGUGCCUUCUCAGCCAGCCACGGUGCCACUUCCCCCAGCUCUCGUCAUGCCCCCACCGCUCAUGCUCCGACUGUCUGCACCAGUAUCUGCGCAUCGAGAUCACAGAAAGCCGGGUGUGCAUUGCUUGUCCCCAGUGCCCGGAGAUGCUUGCCCCAACCGAUGUCCGCACUAUCCUGGGUGAAGAGGCCUUGCUUGAGAGGUAUGAGGAAUACCAGCUGAGGAGGUUCCUGGCUUCCGACCCUGAUACCCGAUGGUGCCCAGCACCAGACUGCAGCUAUGCAGUGAUAGCCAAUGGCUGUGCAGAGUGCCCAAAGCUGAGCUGUGGGCGGGAAGGCUGUGGGACCGAGUUCUGUUACCACUGCAGACAGCUGUGGCACCCAGACCAGACCUGCGACCAGGCCCGACGGCAGAGGUCCCACAAUGCCUCUGGAAACAAUGACGCUGCCACAAUGUUCACUUUUAAUGAGGAGACAGGCAGUGAGGUUGAGGAAAUCAAAGCCUGCCCACGAUGCGGGGCUUACAUCAUGAAGACGAAUGAUGGCAGCUGUAACCGAAUGAACUGCACUGUUUGUGCCUGCCAGUUCUGCUGGCUGUGCAUGAAGGAGAUUACUGACGUGCACUACCUUAGUCCUUCUGGUUGCACGUUCUGGGGUAAGAAGCCCUGGUCUCGAACAAGGAAGGUUCUCUGGCAGGUGGGCAUGCUGCUAGGAGCGCCAGUGAUCAUUUCUCUCAUUGCAGGCCUCGCCAUUCCAGUAAUAAUAGUUGGGAUACCGAUCUAUAUGGGGAGAAAGGUCUACAGUCGAUGUAAGAAAAACAAUAUCUCAGGAAGUAAGCAGUACCUGACUGUAGCCAGUGGGGUUGUCAUGUCAGUGUUUGUCUCUCCUGUCAUAGCAGCUGUGACUGUGGGCGUGGGAGUCCCGCUCAUGGUAACUUACGUGUAUGGCGUGGUUCCCAUGUCCCUCUGUCGAAAUGGUUGGUGUGGCGCUGAGAAGGAUCAAGCAGAGCCAGGAAAAAUACAUUUGGAAGAUUUAGCUAACUAUCUAAUGUUCUCUUAUGUAGUCAGUGACCACUGGACUGGUAAACCCUACCCAGCGGUCAGUGAAGCAAGUGUCCAUGAAGCGACCACUCUCCCCAGUACCAGCAGAAGCCACCCAGACAAGGAAAGUAAUAAAGAGCUGGACAACCAAUCCGCGAGCACCGUGGCCCUGGCAGGAAGCAUGUUCAGUGAGACACAGGACCCCUCCUUUUGGGAAGGGAAUAACAUCGAGGUGCAGGUGGAGAUUGAAGCUCAUCCAAGGGACGGUCGAGAGCAGAGCCUCAGCAGUAUCCUGUCGAGCCAGAGCCUGUCAGUGGAGUCCCUGGGGUGUUCCAGAGAGCAGCUGUGUGGAGGCGAGCUGAACCGAGGGGCUACACCUGAAACAAUAAACAUUGUUUAAAAUGCCCUCAAAAACAGCUUCAUCCUGGCAGCCAGCAGUGUUACCUUUGGCUGCUUCAAACAAGCCUCCAGUUUUACAGGAGUUUGAGAGCUGUUGUCUCAUUCAAAUAUUUGUAUCCUCUGUUUUUUUUUUUUAAUUAUUAUUAUUUAAUAUUAAUAAACAGUGUUUGCAGUUUUAAUUUGAAUUUAAGUUUUGUUAUCAUCUUUGCAUAAAAAAAUAGUUCACUGCAUGAGUUCUUUUCAUGCAAAGAAAUGUAGCCUGCUCCUUAACACAAAGAUAUACAUAGAAUCAUAUAUAACUCGACAUUUAGCAGAGACUGUAAGUGUAUACUGUAACAGUACCAAUGACUCCUUCUCUGUCACAUGGAAACUGUCUUGGGUUCUCAGCUCCUAUUUGGGAGGUAAUUUAGGAAAUAUGGACCACUGUAUCCAUAGCUUCACAUUGAAGAUCACUGCUGUAAUAAUUAACAAUAAAGAUAAAAGAAAAAUAUAUAUAUAUUGUUUUAGCAUGUUGUGGAUGCCGUUGGUUUUUUUUUUUGGUGAUUUGGGAACACCCCUAUGAUAGCGUAUUAUGGCAAAUAAUGGGUUGGUUUUACCACGAGAAAUGUACCAUGGAGUUCUUGAUUAUAGUGUUAAUGUAAGUUACUCUUGUUUCAUUAUGAGGUAUGCAUGAAGAUUUACUAAUAUUAAGUCUGGGUGCAUCUAGGUAAAUCUAAUGGUUUAUCAUAGCUUUAUAGUACCCAGUGCUGUUUUCCCACAGCGAAAUUGCUAAAAAACCUGCCUUGUACAGAACAUUGUCUCUACUUCUACUAAACACUGUACAAUGGCAGGGACUACAAUUUUUCCACAAAGAUAUUGAAAAGUCUAACUGCUUCCUUAUUAAUAUUUAACAUAAUUCUAAGAUCAUUUUAGAUACUGGAACAAACCACUUGUUUGAUAUUAUGUUUAUUUUAAUUUACCUGGAAAUGAAAAUGUUUCUCCCUCGUGGUUUAAUAUUUAUAAUACUGAUAAUAUAAUACUGAGUCAUAAUAGAUGAUUUAUUGCAUUAAAGAAUCUUAAAACAAAUAUCUGAGCAUUGAGUAUCAUUGUCAAAGCUAUGAUAAAUAGUGGUUUUAAUGUGUUGUCAAUGGAAGGAACACCAAGUUAUUUUCCAUUGUUUCUUAUCAUGAGACUGAUCAUGGAACAUCAUAAACCAUGGUCUUCAAUGUGGUUCUCACUUAGCACUAAACAACAAAAAGUUGAAUCAGUGAAAUAAUGUACUGUGGAUUUUUUUCAACUCUGAUUCAUUACUUUGAGUUGGUUAUGCUACUUAAAACAUUUUAACUGAAACCCACUCAAAAUGUCUGUUUGCCCCUUUAAUAAAAAAUAAAAACAUGUAUUACACCUUUUUAAUUGGCUGA